Thecamonas trahens ATCC 50062 is the source of this 721-nucleotide messenger RNA. RefSeq names its product UPF0468 protein C16orf80. Lineage: Eukaryota; Apusomonadida; Apusomonadidae. The record is from RefSeq and is a predicted model, not a curated record. Gene Ontology annotation, biological process: positive regulation of cell motility; regulation of cilium beat frequency involved in ciliary motility; cilium assembly. Bases 13 to 585 code for a protein of 190 amino acids. Gene Ontology annotation, cellular component: motile cilium; ciliary basal body. The transcript is spliced from 2 exons.
CGUGCAUCCACCAUGUUCAAGAACACUUUCCAGAGCGGGUUCCUCUCCAUCCUCUACUCUAUCGGGUCCAAGCCGCUGCGGAUCUGGGACUCGAAGGUCCGCAAUGGGCACAUCAAGCGGAUCACCGACAAUGACAUCCUGUCGUCGGUCAUCGAGAUCAUCGGCACCAACGUGUCGACCAACUACAUCACCUGCCCGGCGGCCAAGAAACAGACGCUCGGCAUCAAGCUUCCGUUCAUCAUCAUGAUCGUCAAGAACCUCAAGAAGUACUUUACCUUUGAGAUCACCAUCCUUGACGACAAGAACGUGCGCCGGCGGUUCCGGGCGUCUAACUACCAGACGACCACCCGCAUCAAGCCGUUCAUCUGCACCAUGCCCAUGAAGCUCGACGAGGGGUGGAACCAGAUCCAGUUCAACCUUGCAGACUUUUGCCGUCGCGCCUACGGCACAAACUACAUCGAGACGCAGCGGGUCCAGCUCCACGCCAACUGCCGCAUCCGCCGAAUCUACUUUUCCGAUCGCCUGUACUCGGAAGACGAGCUGCCCUCCGACUUUAAGCUCUUCCUGCCGGUUCAGAAGCAGUGAGCAGCGCGUGCUCAUCUGGUCUCCGGCUGUGCACGUCGCCGCACGCUGCUUGUGUGUGCCGUGUGCUUCCUACCCCUCCCCUCGUUUCGCCGGCGGUCGUUGUCGGCGCCGGCCUCUAAAGAAAAGAAGAUCUCAU